AUGUUUCACAAGCGUAACCCAUGGUGGGUAUCAACACAAUCAUACUUUGCUGAAAGGAAUUCUUUCCAAAGGCGUAAGCAUGUACGUUUCAGUAAAAUGUUCAAACCUAAAGAACGGCUUAUUAGGUUUCCAUCUUUUUCUUUAUUAGGUGGUAAUCGUAGAGAUCCACUGAAUCUAAAUGAACUUAUACGGCAAAGAAAUCAAUUAACAAUCAACGAUGAGAAUACCCGAAUGAAUGUUCAUGGCGAUGAUCAACCGAUUGAAAUUUUACUUCCACCAGAUAUAUAUGAUCCGCUUUGUCUUGAUAUUUCUUUACAGAAUACUGAAAAUUCUAUUUCAGUUACUAGUGACAAUCAGCAUUCAUCAAUACAAAAAACGCAAACAAAUUUUCAAACAAGAAAACCCAAUUGGCUUAUCGAUCAACAAGUGCCUGAAACAAAAAUAACGCAAUUCAAAAAACAAUAUAGACUUUUUUCUUGUAAUAAAUUUGCUUUUGCAAAUUAA
This is a messenger RNA of Rotaria socialis, 504 nucleotides long. The record is from the annotation of a GenBank genome assembly. Lineage: Eukaryota; Metazoa; Rotifera; Eurotatoria; Philodinida; Philodinidae.